AUGUCCCUCCAGCUGAUCCUGAUGAUCAUGUCUAUGCAGGCAAUGGCAAGCACAGCAGUAGCCACCUCGUCCAAGUACCAGACCGAAUGCACAAUGUGCUCCUCAUGUGAGAAUCCUUGCAACCAAGUUCCCUCACCCCCACCGCCCUCCCCGCCUCCACCAUCCCCCACCACUUCCAACUGCCCACCUCCGCCAUCCCCACCCAGCUCUGGCGGCUCCUACAACUACUACUCUCCACCCCCACCCGUCAUUGGUGGCACUUUCUAUCCCCCGCCAAAUAGUUAUAACAAGAACUACCCGGCGCCGCCGCCACCUAAUCCAAUUGUUCCCUACUUUCCAUUCUACUACUACAGCCCUCCUCCUCCAUCUAUUGGCAAGUCUAUCAAGUUGACGGGUUCUUUGGUUUAUACGAUCAUUACUGUUGGGGUUUCUUUUUUCAUUUCGUUGUUUUGA
Juglans regia (Persian walnut) is the source of this 453-nucleotide messenger RNA. Its product is annotated as leucine-rich repeat extensin-like protein 6. Bases 1 to 453 code for a protein of 150 amino acids. The transcript has a single exon. Lineage: Eukaryota; Viridiplantae; Streptophyta; Magnoliopsida; Fagales; Juglandaceae. The record is from RefSeq and is a predicted model, not a curated record.